CAAAACUUCGACAAGUCAAGAAUGCUGGAGUCUAUGCAGCAACAGAAUGUUGACAAGAUGAUACAACUGGAAGCUCUCGCAGCGGAGAACGCUUCUUUGAACUCUGCAUAUCAAGGGAUAGUGAGCAAGUACGACCUGAUAGUGAAGGAUCACGAGAAGCUGCUGCAAGACUUCGUCGCAACCAAGAAAUCUCUGACAAGUGAGAUCUCGAUGCUGCUGGCCUACAACGAGGAGAUGAAGAAGAAGCUGGAGCCUUACAGGGAUCACAUGCGUGACAUCCAUCCCCAGCUGAGGAGCGGCCGCUUCUUCUCCAUCCUCAGCCUCAUCCCCGGCACCGUCGCCGCCGACUGCGGCAUGAUGCAUGCGGGCGACAUCGUCUUCAAGGUCGACGGGGUCGAACAGGACGAAGUGGAGCUGGACACUCUGCUGCAGGCGCUGGAGGGAGCGGAAGGAUCAGAGGAAAACAGCUGUUCCCCUGCUGCUGCUGCUGCUGACGCUGACGCAGGUCACGCUGGAGAUGGGAAGGCGAACCAACGGAGAGGAAAUGCGAUAUCGCAUCACACUGGCUCGUGGGACUUGACGGCGAUAUGGGGGAGGGAAGUUGGAAGGAAGGGCAUAUACGAUGACAAGAACUUAAAGGAUUCGUUUGUGAGAAAACCAACGACAUGCCUGCGAGACAGCAGAUGGCGCAUGAGGUAA
Guillardia theta CCMP2712 is the source of this 699-nucleotide messenger RNA. RefSeq lists its product as hypothetical. The record is from RefSeq and is a predicted model, not a curated record. The transcript is spliced from 5 exons. The annotation marks the transcript as partial. Gene Ontology annotation, molecular function: protein binding. Lineage: Eukaryota; Cryptophyceae; Pyrenomonadales; Geminigeraceae.